This is a messenger RNA of Poecile atricapillus (Black-capped chickadee), 3014 nucleotides long. RefSeq names its product solute carrier family 10 member 1 (gene SLC10A1). Gene Ontology annotation, biological process: bile acid and bile salt transport. The coding region runs from base 93 to 1160 and encodes 355 amino acids. The record is from RefSeq and is a predicted model, not a curated record. The transcript has 4 exons. Gene Ontology annotation, molecular function: bile acid:sodium symporter activity. Lineage: Eukaryota; Metazoa; Chordata; Aves; Passeriformes; Paridae. Gene Ontology annotation, cellular component: membrane.
UUUUGCUUGCAUUAAUUAAAUGUUAUCUGGACUUUUGAAUCAAUCUUUCCCAGCCACUUAAAGAAGAAGAGACUUCCGAACCCCUCAGCAGGAUGAACAAGACCAAGGGAGCUUUUGGUAGCCCAGAACUUUGGAGCGCAGGCUGCAUGCAGAGCAGCACCUCCCUCACCAGUCUGGCACCACCCUUUGCAUUUGGACAGCAGGCUAUGGACACAGCCCUGAAUGUAAUCCUAAUCGGGGUCCUCCUCGUCAUCAUGGUGUCCCUGGGAUGUACAAUGGAGAUAGCCAAGAUCACAGCUCACCUCAGAAGACCUAAAGGUGUGGCAAUAGCCAUAACAGCUCAGUACAGCAUCAUGCCCUUGACAGCAUUCACACUGGGCAAGCUCUUCCAGCUGGGCACCUCAGAAUCCCUGGCCAUCCUCAUCUGUGGCUGCUGCCCUGGGGGAAAUCUCUCCAACAUCUUUAGCCUGGCGCUGAGAGGGGACAUGAAUCUCAGUGUUGUAAUGACCGCGUGCUCCAUGGUCCUGGCGAUUGGAUUAAUGCCACUGCUUCUGUACCUUUACUCGGGAGGACUCUAUGAGGGUGAUUUGGAGGGCAAGGUACCUUACAAAGGAAUAAUCACUUCCCUGGUGCUGCUGCUAAUCCCCUGCGCCAUCGGCAUAAUCUUGAAUGAGAAGAAACCACAGUACACUGGCCUUAUCACCAAGGCAGGAAUGGUCAUGCUUCUAAUGUCAUCUGCUGCUAUAAUUGUUCUGUCUGUGGCCAAUAUGGGAAGCUGUAUCAUGGUUGUCUUCUCACCAUCUCUCCUGGGAACUUCUGCCUUAAUGCCCCUUACUGGAUUUCUGCUGGGCUACGCUGUCUCUGCAGUCUUCAAGCUUGAUGACCGGUGCAGGCGGACAGUGUGCAUGGAAACUGGCUGCCAGAACGUACAGCUUUGCUCAGUUAUCCUCAAGGUCGCCUUCGCCCCAGAGAUCAUUGGCCCCCUGUACUUCUUCCCACUGCUCUACUUGCUGUUCCAGCUUGGAGAAGGAUUUCUGCUCAUCCUGGUCUUUCGGAUCCAUGAUAGAAUAAAGCAAGCCAAUGGCAAGUACAGCUUUGCUCCUUUAUUUCUUAUACCUUCCAAGCCAAACCAUACAUGCUCACAAUGUAACUGCAGAUGAAUCGCUGUUUUAUAAGGCAGAAUCCAGUUGCUGUUUAACUAGGGAUUACAUACCCAACAUAUUAGAUUCCAAUCAGAGUCAAAACUUCAGAGGUAACUGAAGACCUUAGAAAUUCAAUGGAUUUUUUGCAUCAGCAGGAUGUUUCAUACAGCUACAUACUACCGAAACUAUCAGUGCUGUCUGCCGCUUUAAGCCACAGCAGACACCCUGUUGAAGUCAUGACCUGCACUGAGCAUGUGCAAAGAACAGGGGUGUUUGCAUGUGGCUAAAACUACACAAAAAACAUCACGUAGUCUUUAAUGCAACGAAUCCCAGCUUUACUUCAAGCUGUUAAGUGAUUUCCUGAGAGGACAGAACUGCCAAAUACUUCAGCCAAAGGAAGGAAACAUUUAGAUCUUUUGCUAGAAAAGUACAUAGAGAUUGAAACUUCGUUUUAAAAUAUAUACAAUGCUGGCAUAGAUGUGAAAUACUCUUCUCCAACUCCAGCAGGUCCCUAAUUCCAAAGCUCAGCUGACUGCACAGAUGACUGAUGGAUGCACUGCUGAAUGAGAUCCUCCACCCACCACCCCUCUGAUGCUGCCAGUCCAGCUUUUCUCCGCUGCCUUGAGAGAGAUGCAGCCAAGUAGCUGCUACAGACCUGCUUCAGGAUCACUUUAGCAUACCUUACAGCUGUGCUGGAGGACAGCUUAAUGGGGGAAAUAUCCCACCCAUUUGGAUCCUUGGGUGUGUGUUCAGAGCAAAGCAGUUGCUACGGGAAACACACAUGCAGGUGUUGACAAGACUACUAUAACAAAAGGGUUGCAUUCCAGCCUCUGGGUUAUAAAUGAGUGGAAACAAAAUGGAUUCAGUCUUUUGGCAGGAAUCCUUUCCUCUUGUUUUAAAUGACCCAGUAAUUAUAGUUGUAGCUGUCACAAUCUUCCCCCAACCUGGUUUCAGAAUUGCCUAGUCUCACAUUUUUCUCUUUCCUCAGAAGCAGCAAAAAAAAUCUGUGCAGGUGUAACUACAUUUAGUGCUGAAGAAAUUAUCAGUGUCAAGACAUUGCAGAAAACAGUGGAAAACCAGGAGAACAAUACAUGAAUUCUGCAGCAGUUGCUCUCCAACAACCCUCCAGCCAGCUCAUAGGUCUCCAGCUGCUCUGUCGAAGACUUACCUAUAUGCUCAUUUCACAGCAGCCACAGAGCCACCUGCAACCACACUGCUAUUCCCCAAAGACCUUGCUCCAGACUAAGCCUUACUCUGUCAGCCCAGAAAGGAGGAGACUUUCCAUCUUCAAAGUCAUUCUGACAACCCUUUGGGACAGCUGAAGAACAUGCCAAGUGACUGUCCCAGUUUUACCUGUAAGAAAAUCACUGCCUGCAUCAGUUCCCUUUCUAAAUUUCACUUACCUGUAACUCCUGCUGGCACACAAUGGAAGCAGAUCCUGAUGGCACCACUGUAAAUUCACGUUAUUUCUCUAACAGACCCAGAACGAGCUGUGAAAAUUUCUCCAUGCAGAAGCCAGUGAGAUUCAAUGCACAGCCAAGCAGCCCAUGGGCUGUUGGUUUCUCCCAUUCUCCAACAGGUACCAUGUGGUACCAACACCCAAAGCAGAAGCCACACAAACCACGAUCAUGGCUAUACAAACUGCCUUUGUGAGCCGAGUUGGGGCCCAGCAAGCUGUACCUCUAAAACCAGAUGAACCUUAAAUGUGCCUUCUUUUUUGCAGUCAGUGAACUCAACACCACACCUGUUCUAGACACAACCUAGGUAUGGUCACACUACACUACUACAGUAGCACAAAAGACUGGCAUUUACAUCCCCAGUGUCCAGACUACGCCUUGUAACCCAAAGUAAUUACUCUUAAUUAAGAAUAAA